Messenger RNA from Cololabis saira (Pacific saury), 654 nucleotides. RefSeq lists its product as uncharacterized. Gene Ontology annotation, molecular function: antigen binding; immunoglobulin receptor binding. Lineage: Eukaryota; Metazoa; Chordata; Actinopteri; Beloniformes; Belonidae. The record is from RefSeq and is a predicted model, not a curated record. Gene Ontology annotation, biological process: positive regulation of B cell activation; phagocytosis, recognition; complement activation, classical pathway. Gene Ontology annotation, cellular component: blood microparticle; external side of plasma membrane; immunoglobulin complex, circulating. The transcript is spliced from 4 exons. The coding region runs from base 1 to 654 and encodes 217 amino acids.
AUGUUCUCUGUAGCUCUGCUGCUGCUGGCCGCUGGAUGCUGUGUGAAGUGUGCACAGCUGAAUCAGCCGGCCUCUGUGACUGUGCAGCCAGGUCAUCGUCUGACCAUCAGCUGUCAGGUCUCUUAUUCUCUCGGCGGCUACCACACCGCUUGGAUCCGACAACCAGCAGGGAAAGGACUGGAAUGGAUCGGCAUGAAACAUACUGGAGCUUCUUACUACAAAGACUCACUGAAAACUAAGUUCAGUAUUGACUUGGACACUUCCAGUAAAACAGUGACUCUGAAUGGACAGAACAUGCAGCCUGAAGACUCUGCUGUGUAUUUCUGUGCCCGAAGAGACACAUUCCGACACCGGCCCCCUACCUCCGGCCGGGUCAUGAUGACCGUCAUCAGAGACCCGGCGAACAUUCUGGCUCUGACUCAGGAGUUGUCCGUCCUGCUGGCCAAGGGCGCCAUUGUGCCGCACCAGCGGUUCCUGAGGUUCGCCUAUCAGGACCGCCAUUACCAGUUCAGGGUGCUCCCGUUCGGGCUCUCCCUGUCCCCAAGAGUUUUCACCAGGUGCGUGGCGGCAGCCCUCGCUCCCCUGCAGGCACAGGGUAUGAAGGUUCUGCCGUACCUGGACGACUGGCUGAUAUGCGCGCCGUCCCCAGAAUAA